UGCCAGCCGAUCUUAGCCCCGCCCACAAGAAUGUGAAGACGGGAAGAUCGGUCUGGCGUUUCUCCAUUGAGGAGCUACUAUGCUCAGACAAAUGCUGUUCGAACCAAUCAAAUUGUCAGGGCGGGCUUUAUACGAUGAUGGACAGAUAAUCAACAGUAACGUAAUGAACCACGUCACCAAAGAGCGCGUGUGUUGAAUGGCUGCCGCUGUAGAGUUCAGAUGUGUGGAUUCUGACAUUGAGUCUGUUCUAAAAGAUAUCGACAGAGCAUUGAUUUUAAAAGAGGAACAGAGAAACGCGAGCAGGGCAUUUGUUGAUGUUUUUGCCGUCCUUCCUAUUCGGCAAAAGUUGGUCGCAACUGAAAUGGCUAACGUUAUCACGGCGAUGCAACUCUGCGUGCACGACGAGAUGGAUAUAAUUAGCGGUCGUUGCCAGGUUCUUUUCGGAAGCCCGGAAUCGUGGUUGCUGAAUAAUUGGAGGGACAUGCUAGGCUCCAAUAUUUUCAAGCCAACGUAAUGGGUAUUGUCGUGGAUGAAGUUCACCUAACGUACAAAUGGUAAGAGAUAGUCUUACUCUGACUUAGUAAAUACUUCAUGUUGUGAUAAACGAAAUGUUGUAAACAUAAUAGGUGUUGAUGUUCAUUCGCUAACUCAGUAUAAUCACAAUGUUAGUGUCAUUGUAGCGAAGUAACUAGCAGUUCGGUCAGGCUGUAAAAGACGUAACGUACGUCACACACUCCGUUGAUUGGUCGUAGGUCUAUCCAAUUGAGUGCAGAGGCAUUUUUCGGUUGAGACACGCCUCAUAAUUAUAGCUCAAUGGAGGAGAAGGAGGUCUCUGCAGAACAAAAAGGGGCGGUUCCCAAUUGGGGCAUUUUUAAACUGAAAUAGGUGUUUUUCCACCUCUUUGUCUGAUUGGCUCAAAUUGAGUGGGCGAUUCCCAAUUACCCAUCAUCAACACUAAGAUUUGAUGCAGCGAUUAAACACUAGCUCCGUCGUUUCUGCUACCGAGAGAGAUCGCCUGCAGAUGCAUGUAAGUGAAUUGUUGCUAAUUUGUGUUACGUUUUUGAUUAAUGUAUGCCAUUUUGUUGCUUGCUACUAAGUUCAUUUUAACUUACAGUCACAAUAUUACAUGAAGCAUUAUUGGCCUACAUUUGGUAUAGGCUUAUUUCACAAUAUGACGGCUUUGACCGGAAGUAGGGAAAACAUACUUUAAUCGCAAGCAAGUAUAGCAAUGAAUGCAAGCAAUCGAGAAAUAGCACACACACACCACGAUUAGAAUUUGAAAAUAAAUAAAAAAUAAUUAUUCCAUCUAAAAAAAGUUUUAAAAUGUGUAAGUAUUACUCCACAUGUGCACAUUUUAUACUCUGAUCCAGUUAAACUUUGUUUUGCCUACUUCCGGUCCAAGCCGCCAUAUUUUGAAAUAGGCCUAUUCUCUUUAAUAUAGGCAUAUCUGUGUUACUUAAGCCGUAAAGGUUUACCUCUGCAGUGUAGAUAAUGAUAGCAUGCUUAAUAUUUCCUGUCACCACAUUUUUCAGUCAAUUCAGAAAUCAAUUCAAUUAACUCAAUUACAGUUGUUAAUUGGGUUUAACAAAGUAGUUAAUUUACCAGAUUAGAAGAUGCUAUAGUUUUUUUUAGUAAAAUGUAGUGGAAAAACAUGUCUUAAAUAAAAAUGUGUGGUUAUUUUCUUUAACUAUUUAGCACAUAACAAUUCAGCGGAGAGGUAAAGAUCCUCAACCACAGCGCUGCCAUGAAGAUGCUAAUUUAUUUACAUGCCCUUUCUGCUCAUGUGACGUAUACAAGCCAUGUCAGUAUCAUCAAAUAAUGACCCAUAUAUCUGGACAUAAACUAAGAUCUGUUGAACAUGGAGAUUAUGUUAUAUACAGCUGUGGCCUUGGCUGUGGUCAAAAGGCCAAGCAUUUUCACUGCUGUCAGUGUCCACAGACCUAUGUGAAUAAAGGUGCCUUUAAAGAGCAUCUUAGCAAAAAACACCCCAUAUCUGCUUUUACUGCAGAUCUACAACCAGUGUCUCAUCCACCACGAGAAACAAAUCCACAGCAACCAGUGUCUCAUACAGCACAAGAACCAAAUCCACAGCAACCAAUGGCUCCUUCAGCACAAGAACCAAAUCCACAGCAACCAGUGGCUCUUUCAACACAAGAAACAAAUCCACAGCAACCAGUGGCUCCUUCAACACAAGAAACAAAUCCACAGCAACCAGUGGCUCCUUCAACACAAGAAACAAAUCCACAGCAACCAGUGGCUCCUUCAACACAAGAAACAAAUCCACAGCAACCAGUGGCUCAUUCAACACAAGAAACAAAUCCACAGCAACCAGUGGCUCAUUCAGUACAAUCGGCGGCUCCACUAGUGAUUAAGAGAAAGAAAAUCACUGUAAGUUGCCCUCACUGUGGAGUAAAUAUAAAUUCAAAAAAUUUAAAAAUGCACAUUUUGCGUAAACAUGAAGCCAUACGUCCCAUAAAUUCAACUUCUCAUCUACCAGCACAGUGUGUUGAUAAAAAGAAUGGAAUAUAUGUAGUAGCAAAAACGUUUCGUGGGCCCUGUAUCCCCAUUCAUGUGGCCAAAAAAAUAUGGGGCUCAUCACAGAAAGUUAUGUGUGAAAUGGAUGUCUGCAACACUUGUGCAGAAAUGGCACAAAGGAGCAGGGCCGGAGUGGGACUCAUUUUCAGCCCUGGAGUUUCAUGCCUUACACCGGCCCACUUUAGUUCACGACUGACUAUUAAAAUAAUAUCUUUAAAGCCUCAGUAGUAUAAGUCUGCAGUAGUGCACUGUUCUCUGCAGCCUUGCAAUUCACUGUAUUUUUCAAAUAUAUAAUUUCAUAUUCCGUGCAAAUGCAGUAAACAAUUAUAAUUUUUGCCAUAAUUAUGCAGCCCUACCAUAAGACCAUAAUAUUACUAAAGUAAACUUAUUCAAAAACUAAAGGAAACAAAUGUGUUUGUAUUUUCCUCUAUAUUUCUAUUUCUAAAAAAUGGUGAGUCUUGAGAUUAACUGUUGGGUUGAUAACGUUUGGAAACCCCUGACAUACAAUACACAAGCAAG
Messenger RNA from Misgurnus anguillicaudatus (oriental weatherfish), 3054 nucleotides. NCBI's taxonomy places the organism in Eukaryota, Metazoa, Chordata, Actinopteri, Cypriniformes, Cobitidae. The record is from RefSeq and is a predicted model, not a curated record.